CUACUCCAUCUCUUCUCAUAAAUUCCAAACAAUAUUUUUUUCCUUACACUCUACCUUUUAUUAUCAAACCUCAAUAGAAAGUAUUGAUUACACAUGCAACAUCAAAGCUUGUAAGAACAAGCAUGAGCCAGCGCCAAAGGUUUAAUUCCUUAGGGGCAAUUCCCUUCUCAUGGGAGAACCAACCAGGAGUGUCGAAGGCGAUACAAGAGAACGAUAACAAGCCGAAAACAGCUCCUAAGAUCAAGCUAAGACCUCCUCCAUGUCCACUUGAUAGCCCGAAGGCGACGAAACCUACUAUAUAUAUUCCGCUUCCACCGUGUCCCUUUCAACCUACUCCGAUGAGGUACAGUGAGCUUCGACGAGAAGAUGAUCCUUUUCUUGCUGCUUAUAUGAAGUGCACGAAGAGCGGGAAGCCGGAGAAGGAGAGGAAGAGAAGUGGUGGUUUGUGGAAGGAUGGUUUAGGGUUAGGGUUAGGGUUUUCAUGCAUGCAUGGUUGUGGUGUUAGGAAUGAUAGCAUGGUGAAGGUUUCACAAGUUCCUUCUUGUCUUGGUAGGAAGAGUAGUUACCUUUCAGUGAAAGAGAUGAAAGAAUGGUAUAAACCCUAGGUUUAGUUCAUUCACUCUUUGAAUUUUUUUUUAAGGAUUAUACAUGAAGAAUAAUUGUCUAAUUUUUAUCUUAUGGAUGAAGAAGCUCAAUAAUUUUCUUCUUUUUUUUCAUUUAAGUGAAUUGAAAA
Dioscorea cayenensis subsp. rotundata (Guinea yam) is the source of this 733-nucleotide messenger RNA. RefSeq lists its product as uncharacterized. The transcript has a single exon. The record is from RefSeq and is a predicted model, not a curated record. Lineage: Eukaryota; Viridiplantae; Streptophyta; Magnoliopsida; Dioscoreales; Dioscoreaceae. Bases 123 to 605 code for a protein of 160 amino acids.